Talpa occidentalis (Iberian mole) is the source of this 525-nucleotide messenger RNA. Its product is annotated as metallothionein-1A-like. The transcript has a single exon. Gene Ontology annotation, molecular function: metal ion binding. The record is from RefSeq and is a predicted model, not a curated record. Lineage: Eukaryota; Metazoa; Chordata; Mammalia; Eulipotyphla; Talpidae. The coding region runs from base 210 to 395 and encodes 61 amino acids.
GCCAUAAUAAAAAGUUCUAGCCUCCCAUAAAAGGUUCAGAUGGGCUUUUUCCAAUGUAUCCCAUUGGCAUGUGAAGCUGAGGUCCUAUGUACCUGGGAGAAUUACCAUAAUCUUAAAAAAUAAAGACUACCACCACCACACCUCCUCAAAGUGCUGCCUGUGCCUUCAAUACCUGUCUCCAGACUCUUGUCUAGCCACCUGUGCUCAUCAUGGAUCACAGCUGUUCCUGUGCCAUUGGUGGAUCCUGCUCUUGCACUGGCUCCUGCAAAUGCAAAGAGGGCAAAUGCACCUCCUGCAAAAAGAGCUGCUGCUCCUGCUGCUCCCAGGGCUGUGCCAAGUGCACCCAGGGUUAUAUCUGCAAAGGGGCAUCAGGCAAGUGCAGCUGCUGUGCCUGAUCUUAGAGAGCCUGCUCCAGAUGUAAAUAGAGCCAUUUGUCCAAACCUGCAUUUCUAGUCAAAUGAUCUGACCCCUUUGCUACAUUCCUUUUUCUAUGAAAUAUGUGAAAGACAAUAAAUGUUGUUCACC